Protobothrops mucrosquamatus (brown spotted pit viper) is the source of this 1092-nucleotide messenger RNA. RefSeq names its product insulin gene enhancer protein ISL-2. Gene Ontology annotation, cellular component: nucleus. NCBI's taxonomy places the organism in Eukaryota, Metazoa, Chordata, Lepidosauria, Squamata, Viperidae. The record is from RefSeq and is a predicted model, not a curated record. The transcript is spliced from 6 exons. Gene Ontology annotation, biological process: neuron fate specification; axonogenesis; positive regulation of transcription by RNA polymerase II. Gene Ontology annotation, molecular function: cis-regulatory region sequence-specific DNA binding; DNA-binding transcription factor activity, RNA polymerase II-specific. The coding region runs from base 1 to 1092 and encodes 363 amino acids.
AUGGUGGAUAUUAUUUUUCCUUCCCCUUUUGGAGGCGCGAUGGGGGAUCACGCCAAAAAGAAAGCCGGGACCGCCACGUGCGUGGGCUGCGGGAGCGAAAUCCACGACCAGUACAUCCUGAAGGUCUCGCCCGACCUGGAGUGGCACGCGGCCUGUCUGAAGUGCGCGGACUGCAGCCAAUACCUGGACGAGACCUGCACCUGCUUCGUGCGCGACGGGAAGACCUACUGUAAAAGAGAUUACAUCAGGCUCUUCGGCACCAAGUGCGCCAGGUGCGCGGGCGGCUUCAGCAGCAGCGACCUGGUCAUGCGCGCCCGCGGCCACGUCUACCACCUGGAGUGCUUCCGAUGCGCCGUCUGCAGCCGCCAGCUCCUGCCCGGGGACGAGUUCUCGCUGCGCGACCGCGAGCUGCUCUGCCGCGCCGACCACCGCCUCCUGCUGGAGGGCGCCUCCUCGGCCGAGAGCCCCCCGCGCAGCCCCGGACAGCUGCAGGGCGCCCGGCCGGGCCCGCUCCCGCUGCCAGACGCGGUGCCCGGGCGGCAGCCCUCGCUGCGUUCCCACGUGCACAAGCAGGCGGAGAAGACGACCCGGGUGCGGACGGUGCUGAACGAGAAGCAGCUUCACACGCUGCGCACCUGCUACGCGGCCAACCCGCGGCCGGACGCGCUGAUGAAGGAGCAGCUGGUGGAGAUGACCGGGCUGAGCCCACGCGUGAUCCGCGUCUGGUUCCAGAACAAGCGCUGCAAAGACAAGAAAAAGUCCAUCCUCAUGAAACAGCUGCAGCAGCAGCAGCACAGCGACAAGGCAAGUUUGCAGGGCUUAACUGGGACGCCCUUGGUUGCUGGCAGCCCCAUCCGCCACGACAGCGCCGUGCAAGGCAGCGCGGUAGAGGUGCAGACGUACCAGCCCCCCUGGAAAGCUCUCAGCAAUUUUGCUCUGCAGAGCGACUUGGAUCAGCCUGCCUUCCAGCAACUGCUCUCCAUUUCUGAAUCCGGCUCCUUAGGCAACUCAUCGGGCAGCGACGUCACCUCUUUAUCGUCCCAGCUCCCCGAUACCCCCAACAGCAUGGUUCCUAGUCCAGUGGAAACGUGA